Molecule: messenger RNA, 1964 nt
Organism: Vitis riparia (riverbank grape)
Lineage: Eukaryota; Viridiplantae; Streptophyta; Magnoliopsida; Vitales; Vitaceae
Product: probable polyamine transporter At1g31830
Exons: 2
Coding region: 65-1573 (502 amino acids)
Biological process (GO): transmembrane transport
Cellular component (GO): membrane
Molecular function (GO): transmembrane transporter activity
Source: RefSeq, a predicted model, not a curated record
CACUCAAGAGGACUUCGUUUUGGUCGACGGUCCACCAUCUGCUUCUCAAAACGACGUCGGUGCAAUGCAGAGUCCACCGCGCGCUACUCAAAACGAUGCUGCCGGAAUCCCGACUCCAACUGAUAAGACGUCAAGGGAAGAGGCUUCUGCAAUGGGGGAAUGCAAAGGUGUGGAAUAUGUGGGUGUGGAUGUUGAUGAAGUAGCUCCUCUUGGGGUAGAUAACUUCAAGAAAGUUUCAGUCUUACCACUUGUUUUCCUCAUCUUCUAUGAGGUUUCAGGGGGGCCAUUUGGCACUGAGGACGUUGUGAAAGCUGCUGGCCCUCUUCUAGCCCUACUCGGGUUUUUGAUCUUUCCCUUCAUAUGGAGCAUUCCCGAAGCGUUAAUCACAGCUGAAAUGGGCACCAUGUUCCCUGAAAAUGGUGGGUAUGUGGUUUGGGUGUCGUCUGCUUUGGGGCCUUAUUGGGGGUUUCAGCUAGGCUGGAUGAAAUGGUUUAGUGGUGUUAUUGACAAUGCUCUAUACCCAGUUCUGUUUCUGAAAUAUUUGUGUUCCACUGUCCCUGCUUUAAGUGGCGGCUUACCAAAAAUUGCAGUGGUUUUAGCUUUGAUUGUAGUUCUCACUUACAUGAACUACAGGGGUUUAACCAUUGUGGGUAGGGUUGCUAUUGUGCUGGGUUUGUUUUCAAUCCUUCCAUUUGUAAUUAUGGGACUUCUUUCGAUUCCAAAGUUGAAGCCCUCCAAUUGGUUGGUGGUAGAAAAGGAUGUGAAUUGGAGUUUGUAUUUGAGCACUCUCUUUUGGAACCUGAACUACUGGGACUCAAUCAGUACUAUUGCAGGGGAGGUGGAAAACCCAAAAAAGACUCUUCCAAUGGCACUGUUUUGUGCCCUGAUCUUGGUCGUCCGCAGCUAUUUCUUCCCUCUAUUAAUUGGCACUGGUGCUCUUUCUCUUGAUCGUGAGGCUUGGACUGAUGGGCAUUUCUCAAAUGUUGCCAAAAUGAUAGGGGGAGUCUGGUUGAGUUGGUGGAUUAAUGGGGCUGCUGCAGCGUCGAAUCUGGGGAUGUUUAUAGCUGAAAUGAGCAGUGAUUCCUUCCAACUUUUGGGGAUGGCAGAGCGGGGAAUGCUUCCCAGUGUCUUUGCCAAAAGGUCGCGCUAUGGCACCCCACUCAUUGGAAUUCUAUUGUCAGCCUCUGGAGCGCUUUUGCUUUCAGGGAUGAGCUUUCAAGAUACAAUAGCUGCAGAAAACUUCUUGUAUUGUUUUGGAAUGAUUUUGGAGUUCAUAGCAUUUGUUCGAUUGAGGAUUAAAUACCCAGUUGCUUCUCGCCCAUACAAGAUACCUCUUGGGACAAUUGGAUCUAUUCUUAUGUGUAUUCCUCCAACCAUAUUGAUCUGUAUCACGGUGGCUCUUUCUUCACUCAAAGUUGUGGUAGUGAGUCUUACUGUUAUGAUCAUUGGACUUCUGGUGCAGCCUUGUCUAAAAUGUGCUGAGAGAAGGAAAUGGCUUAAAUUCUCAGUGAGUUCCAAUCUCCCUGACCUUAAUGGUGAAAAUAAUGAGAACGUCAUACCUCUAGUGGAUUAACAUGAAACAACAAUUCCAUUACUACAGCUAAAAGUGCUAAUACAGGAUGGGCAUACCCAAAAAGUAUGAUUUGGAAGAGGGCUCCAUGGACAACUAGCAGGUGUGAUUGUGGCUUUGUAUCUGAUUAGGUUAUUUCUCUUCUUCGAAUGCUUAUAGGUAUGUAGGCAAUACAUAUUUAUCAUCCCUAUUUUUAGAGUCUUGAUAGAUAGGUGUGAUGAUCGAAAACUUAGAAUCAAGCAUGAGUAGAAAGUUGCAUUAGUGUCUCCUUUAGUACUUUUCUAAGAACCUGAAAAAUACUAGAUAGUAGUUGAUUUUAGGAAAUAAUAUGUGGAAUGUAUACAUUACUCAGAUGUAUCAAACCAUUUGCAUUAUGGAACUUCAAUUAUGAACA